Mya arenaria is the source of this 1677-nucleotide messenger RNA. Its product is annotated as peripheral-type benzodiazepine receptor-associated protein 1-like. Gene Ontology annotation, biological process: neuromuscular synaptic transmission. The record is from RefSeq and is a predicted model, not a curated record. Gene Ontology annotation, molecular function: protein binding. Bases 115 to 945 code for a protein of 276 amino acids. The transcript has 7 exons. NCBI's taxonomy places the organism in Eukaryota, Metazoa, Mollusca, Bivalvia, Myida, Myidae.
GUUCUUGUUACUGGCCCUAUACACAAUAGAGGUUAUGUUGAGGGAGAAGCACGUGGAAGAGUGGGAUUGGUUCCAUUGAGCUACUUGCAGCCAUGUUCCCCACACCGCAAAGCCAUGGUACAGAGAUCAGUACCAGGGCACCUUAAUGCUAGCCCAGAAAGAAUCGCCCAGCUGUACCAGAGCUUGCACAAUGUACAUGUCAUCAACACCCAUGGUUUUCUAAAUGGGGUACCCAGCUGUGCCACUGAUUUACCAGGCAAUAGGAGGCCUUCUUCGAUGGCAACUAGUCGUCCUGAUACCCCAGGCAACUUCCAUGUGGAGAAAAUCAUUAGUAACAACAGCCUCAUGUUGGCAUGGCAACCAGUAGACCUUGACAACAGUGGUUGUAAUAAUGGGGUCAAGGUGACUGGUUACAAGAUUUACAAGAACAACAAGCUGUUGGUACAGCCAAGUAGUAGGCAUGCGUCCAAGGCUAUCAUUGAAAACAUAAGUAUUCAACAGCAACACAGGUUUAGUAUCAAAACAGUGUGCGUGGACGGGCGAACAUCAGAUCUGUCGGAGUUAAUGUACGAAGGUGUAGAGGAAGUUACGUCCGAAGAAAACAGCGAUACCGAGAGCGAAAUGGACAUGGCUCAUGUUCUAAAUGUGGAUGAAUACAAGACUGGCCAGAAACGAGUGUUUAUGGGUGUUUACGAUUAUGAUCCAAGUAAGAACUCUCCGUACGAACACCCAACAUGUGAACUGGCUUUUAAUGCUGGUGACAUAAUUACGGUGUAUGGAAGACAAAGAGGUGAUGGCUUCUACUACGCAGAGUUAAAUGGUGUACGGGGUCUGGUCCCUACUUUCUUCAUUGAGGAGAUGCCUCAACCUCCACCCAGGACCAAGAAGAUAGCUGCAAGGAAUAAACAAGCCAGUAAGGAAAAGACAGGAGAGAAACUGGAUUAGUGACCUUGACCUUGUAAAAGUGUGACUUUGACAAACUUUGAUUUAUAACUUUGACCAAAAUAUGAUAUUAAAUAAUUUUAGAUAAAAAAACAGCUGAUAUUAACGUUCUUUUAUCCUUUGUAUAUUUACUUUUCGUCUUUUAUUUUCUACAUCCUAUUUAAAUAGUACUACAUGUAUUAUAUUUUAUUGUACAUUCGUGUUUUUCACUUGACUAACAGCAAUACUGCGAUGUUUUAUAUGUAGAUUUUAGAUCAGUUUUAGAACAUUAACUUUUUCUUACAUAUAGCUUUUAUCGGAGUAUAUUAGUAUGCAUUUUAUAUACAGCACACUUUGUGCAAUUGUUUACAGGCAUUAUGCUUAUUAACUGUAAAGGUACAAACCUUAUUUCUCACCAAUAUUUCCAUUUUGGUCAAGGUCACUGAAAAUGGACCAGUUUGAUAUUUGAUAUUUUCAGUAAAACUGCUUGUUAGCAAGUGGGGAAAAAAAAUGCAAAAAUGCAAAAAUGCAAAAAAAAAAAUUGCAAAAAUGCAAAAAAAAAAAAAAUGUUAACAACAGUGUGAAUUUAUUUGUAGUGGUAAGAAUUUUUGAACUUAGAAUUUUCUGGAUUUUAUUAAAUGUUCAAUUGUCUUUUUAUUUCAAUGUCAUCAACUUUGUUUAAAUAUUACUUUAAGAUAUACACUCAUAUGUAACAUGCAUUUAUAUUUUUUAUAAGAUUAAAGAUCUAAAGUAGCA